UUAAACUUUAUAGAUAUCAUGUUACUUGCUGGUCUUAUGCAAAUUAACAUUGUUAGCAUUUUAGCACCUCAUUUAAACCAUGUCGACAAUUAGGCUUCGUGAAGGCAUUGCUGAAUGUCUAUCUGAAGCACGAUCAGAUUCUCAUGAAGUUCAGAUAAAAGCUCUACAAACUCUGGCUUCCAUUACCAAAGUCAGUCCACAAAAUAGGACCUUUCUAGCACAAACAGAUGGAGCCAUAACUGCCCUUCUUACCCUCUGCGAAUCUUCAUCUUCCAUUAUUCAAACUCUCUCAUUGUCUAUACUCUUUAACCUCUCUUUGAAUCCUGAUUUAAAGCAGUCUCUUGCAGAUAUAGAAACCAUCUAUCUUCUCAACUCCAUAAUUCUCUCCCCAAGCUCCACUGAGUCUAGCAAGUUUGCUUCUUCUCUGGUUUGUAGCUUGGCCAUUCUAGAUAAGAACAAGGCCAAGUUUGGGGUGGCUGGCACCAUCCCUUUGUUGGUCAAUGCAGUUUCACGACCCUCUUGUCCUGCUGCACAUCACCUCCUUAGUUCUUUAGCUGAGCUUGUGCAGUUUCAUGGGAACUGUACCUUAGCUGUCCGGGCUGGAGCCAUCCCGGUGUUGAUCCAAGUGGCAACAUGCAAUGAGGGUGAAGACCUUGGUGGGACUUCACUAGCUGUUCUGGGCCUUCUUGCCAGAUUUGAUGAGGGAUUAAAUGCUUUGAAAAAGACUGAUAAGGUUGUUAGUUCAAUGGUAGAUGUAUUGAAAGGGAGGUGCAUGUUGAGCAAAGAAGGUGCAGCUGAAAUUCUUCUUCGCCUGUUUGACGAAAGCGAGGGCUGCCUAAGAGAUGCCUUGAGGGUUCCAGAGUUCUUAACUGUACUAGCUGAUAUUUCAGUCAGGGGAUCCGCAAAAGCUCGAGAGAAGGCUGGUCAGUUACUUAAGAAAAUGAUGGAGACUAAUUUGGAUUCCUACAAUGACGAAAACAUGUUUUUCUAAUGGUUUGGCAAUUAAUCAUUGCUACUAUUUUCUUGAA
This is a messenger RNA of Durio zibethinus, 1028 nucleotides long. NCBI's taxonomy places the organism in Eukaryota, Viridiplantae, Streptophyta, Magnoliopsida, Malvales, Malvaceae. The record is from RefSeq and is a predicted model, not a curated record.